This is a messenger RNA of Mus caroli (Ryukyu mouse), 4911 nucleotides long. It is a transcript of the gene Ppm1f, whose product is annotated as protein phosphatase, Mg2+/Mn2+ dependent 1F. Gene Ontology annotation, biological process: negative regulation of protein kinase activity; protein dephosphorylation. Gene Ontology annotation, molecular function: protein serine/threonine phosphatase activity; cation binding. Lineage: Eukaryota; Metazoa; Chordata; Mammalia; Rodentia; Muridae. The record is from RefSeq and is a predicted model, not a curated record. Gene Ontology annotation, cellular component: nucleus; cytosol.
GUCUUCCCUGAAACAAGAGAGCAAAGGGACCAGCAGGAGGCAGCAGAGGUGCGCCCGAGGCCCGACUGCGCUUGCGCAGAGCCUGCGGCGCCUAGGACGGGAAGUAGGCGGGGCUGCCCAGAACAGCUCGUGGGGAGCACUGCGGCAGGCUGGCAGGGUGAAGACUUAACUGGAGACCAUCUUACCCCAGCCUAGCUGCAAACCCCCGGAAUGCACUGGGCAUGGCCUCUGGAGCCGCACAGAACAGCAGCCAGAUGGCCUGUGACAGCGAGAUCCCAGGCUUCCUGGACGCAAUCCUCCAAGACUUCCCAGCCCCACUGAGCCUGGAGAGCCCUUUGCCAUGGAAGGUCCCAGGGACAGUCCUGAGCCAGGAAGAGGUGGAGGCUGAGCUGAUUGAGCUGGCAAUGGGCUUCCUGGGCAACAGGAACGCUCCCCCAUCGUUUGCUGCGGCUGUGACCCAUGAGGCAAUUUCCCAGCUGCUGCAGACAGACCUUUCUGAAUUUAAGAGGUUGCCUGAACAAGAGGAGGAAGAAGAGGAGGAGGAGGAAGAAAAAGCCCUCGUGACCUUACUAGAUGCCAAAGGCCUGGCACGGAGCUUCUUUAACUGCCUUUGGAAAGUAUGUAGCCGGUGGCAGAAGCAGGUGCCGUUGACUGCCCAGGCCCCUCAGCGGCAGUGGCUGGUCUCCAUCCACGCCAUCCGGAACACACGACGCAAGAUGGAGGACCGACACGUGUCCCUUCCUGCUUUCAACCAUCUCUUCGGCUUGUCUGACUCUGUGCACCGUGCCUACUUUGCUGUGUUUGAUGGUCAUGGAGGCGUGGAUGCAGCAAGGUAUGCCUCUGUCCACGUGCACACCAAUGCUUCUCACCAGCCAGAGCUACUCACAAACCCUGCAGCAGCUCUCAAAGAAGCCUUCAGGCGCACCGAUGAGAUGUUUCUUCAGAAAGCCAAGCGAGAGCGACUGCAGAGCGGUACCACAGGUGUGUGCGCGCUCAUCUCGGGAGCAGCCCUGCAUAUUGCCUGGCUUGGAGACUCCCAGGUCAUCCUGGUACAGCAAGGACGGGUAGUGAAGCUGAUGGAGCCGCACAAACCGGAGCGACAGGAUGAGAAAGCACGAAUUGAAGCACUGGGUGGCUUUGUUUCUCUCAUGGACUGCUGGAGAGUCAAUGGGACCCUGGCAGUGUCUAGAGCCAUUGGGGAUGUCUUCCAGAAGCCCUAUGUGUCUGGGGAGGCCGAUGCAGCAUCCAGAGAGCUAACGGGCUCAGAGGACUACCUGUUGCUUGCUUGUGAUGGUUUCUUCGAUGUUGUCCCCCACCAUGAAGUCACGGGUCUCGUCCAUGGCCACUUGCUCAGGCACAAGGGCAAUGGGAUGCGUGUUGCUGAGGAGCUGGUGGCUGUGGCCCGUGACCGGGGCUCCCAUGACAACAUUACAGUCAUGGUGGUCUUCCUUAGGGAGCCCCUGGAGCUGCUAGAGGGUGGAAUCCAGGGGACAGGGGAUGCCCAGGCAGAUGUAGGAAGCCAAGACUUGUCCACUGGCCUUUCAGAACUUGAGAUCAGUAAUACCUCACAGAGAAGCUAAGUGGUCCAGGCCUCCAGGCCCCAUCCGGACUCUCCCUCUGCCCUCGUGAUCCUCCCCUUCAAAGACCUUAGAUCCAACAGGUAUAGUGGGCAGGGGUGCACACCCUCACAGCAUUCCCUUAGCACCCCAGCCCUUCAUGUUGCCUACCACAGCCUGUCCUCAUGGCUGCAGAACUGCAGUAGGCAGCAAGUGGAUCUCAGAAGGAAACAUAGGAAAAUGACCUCACCGAAGAGCAGAUGGCUGAGGUGAGCAGGGCCGGACAGGUCUGGGAACAGAAGCCACAGGCACCUGCUGGUAGCCCAACCAAAAACACAGGUCAGGUCUUGGAGGACCCUCACACAGAUCCUGGAGUGAGAUCUGCAGCCAGGUGUCCAGCCCAGGCUUGUGGUUUCUCAUUGUACCCAAGGCUGGGAGGGUUUGGUCUGUACUAACACACAAGCUCGCAGUCCUGCUUGACUGCUGGCUUCCCAAAGAGGAGACAUUGGUCUUGCUGGGAGGCAUAGCAGGAGAGUGACCCACUGCCACUGCACUCUAACUGAGUACUAAGGCCACUAGGGCUUUCUAGACCUCGCUUUUCCCUUGAGCUUCCUGGGGAGGUGAAGUCAGGUGUGUGUGUGUGUGUGUGUGUGUGUCUUUGUGUGCUUAGAUUUAUUGCAGGGAAAGGUCUAAUCCAGAAUCAGUAUUCAGGCUUUGUCAUGUUGUAUCAGUGCCAAGGUGACCCACAAGGUCAUGUAACUUAAGCAAAGCUUAGCAUUUAUUUUAUUCCUGAAAACUUAAGUAUUUUACUUUUUUGUGUGUUCAUGGAGACAUUUGCAGUAUUAAUGAUUUUAUUUUUUCCUAAAUUGGGAUGGAAACAAAUUUUUCCAGAUUAUGUUAAUAAGCCACUUAAGUGCCUUAAACAGCUUUGGUGUAGACGAGAAUUGCUGGGCCCGUCAUGGAUCCUGAUAGGCAGACGUGUUGAGGUUCUCAAAGAGGCAGCAUUUGUUGUGGGAAGGCACACUUUCAGCCAGCACUCUUUCUGGGAAAGUCCUUUUGUGCGUCUGGGCACCUCGGAACUUCCCUGAAGUGAUGGGUAAAGGCUGUGACUAUGGGCACCUGGGGUGACACUGGCCUCCUUGCCCACCUUGGAGUCUGGCUGGAUCCCAGCUGAGAGAACCUUACUGCUCUUGGCUAGAAGAUUGACACACUCAAUCUCUCUUGAAACUCUCUUAAGUGUGUUUGCAGUUAUGUUGAUUGAGUCGUUGAAGACAGUGCUUAGGUGAGGAACUUUGGCAAGCCCAGCAGUCCACCAUCUUUCUCCUGUGACUUGUGUCCUAACCUGCUAGACUCUGUCCUGACCUGAGCAGCAUGCAAGACCUCUACAUCCCUAGAGCAGUGAUGGAUACAGUCAGGCAAGGAAACCAAGCGAGGGUUGGGGGGAUACCAAGAGUAGAAGGACUAGGACGCUCUCAACAAAGGCCAAGCGAGUCAAGGCUGCUCUCUGCAGACACUGGCAGGUCCAGAGAAUAAUGGUGGCUUAGCAGAGGCUCAGGGAAGGAUCAGUAGGAAGAAGGGUGGCUGUGAGGUCCCCAUGGAGGAGACAUAGUUCACCUGUAGAGUGAAAGCCCUAGCAGGACUUGCAGAGCUUUGUUCAUUGCACCUAAGCCCUCUGUGAAAAGAAGCAAGGGAGCUCACACUUCCUCCUAUGAGGCAAGUCCACUUCCAGCAGUAGGAGACCAAGCCACCCAAAUGCAGCUGGGCACCCACCUGUAUGCUUGGCGUUUGCCCACUCCCACAGCAGGGAUGGAAGAGCUGGGGCCAUGUCGUUGAUUCCUUGAUCAAGUCUCCUGAAUAGGAGCGUGAUCACUCAGAUGGCUGCCCACCUAAUAACUAGGUAUUGCUUAACUUGAAGGCCUGCUGCCUUCUUGAGUGUGCGGGGCGGUCAGAAUCCAGGAUCCUCGGUGCCAUCUCAACACAAGGUGUGGUUGUUGGUCCAGCCUGCCUGUAGCGGUGACCUUCAUAGAGGGAGAUAAAUUGAUUUUGGUUUUCUCCCAUUUUUGCUAACCUGUUCAUUGCUGGUAAGAGUGGAAUUUGGGCCUCCUUGGUGGUCUGGAUUCAUACUCACAUGUAAAGAUGUGCCAAAUAUCAAGGCCUCAGUGUAAAGGGAAGCCCCUUUCCCAGGCUUGUCUGAGUGCCUCCCCCACCCUUCCCCCUGUCUGGCAAUGGUCUGGGACCAACAUCAGGCACUGCUCCAUCCUGAUCUAGUGGCCAAGGGAGACCACAUUCUCCUACUGUUGAGGGCUGGCCUUGAGUGAGUUCCUAGACACAGAGAAGAACUCUUUUGUCUGGACUGGAGUUGCCAGUACCAAGCCUACAAGACUUGUUGGCCACCUCCUCCUCAGACUCUCGUCCCAAAAGAAUCCCCUAGCCAGGAUAAUGGAUGGCUUAGUAGAGGCUCAGGGAAGGAACAGGAAAAAGAGUGGCUGUGAGCUCAAGUCCCCCUCUUUGCCACCAUCACAUUGUGUGAGUGGAACCAGUCACUGCACCUCUCAGGCCUCAGGGAAAGGCAUGGAGGGCAUGCAUAGCAUUACCAGGAGCUGCCAGAGCAGGGGAGUCCACCCUCCACCAGCAGCAGAGAGGGGUUAAGUAUUAUUAGUGUCUAUUCUUAAAAUUAAGUGGGCUGGAACAGAGCUGAGUUACAGGCGCCAGUGUCUUACACAGAUACAAAAGCUGAAGCCGGCAGCCUGCCUUUGCAGGUACAGCUGCCUCCCAACCAAGGCCUGGAGGCGUAAGAGGUGGGAGGGCACAAGCAGGCUUUCAGGAGCGUUGAAGCAAGGUAUCUGCAGCAUAGCUUUGGGCGUCUCCAGAACUCAUGGUGAGAGAGGCACCAGCACCUAGAGGUCUUAAAAGCCCUGCCAUUCACCAUGAUCUGUCUGCCCCUGCCCUUUUGGGUUCUUCUGCAUGCAGUGCCCCCCUCUCCUGAUGCUAAGUUUUGGCCUGGGUGUCCUGGCUACCUCAACUGUAUCCUCAAGGCCAGGAGGAUGGCUCUGGCCAUACUGUACAGAAGCCAGGCCAAUUCAUGUGAAGCAAGCAGGGCUUCUGGUUUGAUUCAGCCUCUGUAGCCUCCAGGAACCAUCCUCUGGAGUCCUGUGCUUUCACUGGACUCUUCGGCUUCACCAAACACACCAAGCUUUGCCAUUUACAUGCCAUGUGGGCCUUGCCAAGGGUUAUUUCAGGGGUCUUCCUGGGAGUCUUGUUCUUUAGUCUUAGGGACAGGUACCAAGGUGAUGAGCUCAUAGGACAGUCUUCCCAUGGGGCCCUGUACUGGUGUCAAUAAACCAUAUAUUCAAGA